This is a messenger RNA of Lolium rigidum, 1518 nucleotides long. RefSeq names its product tyrosine--tRNA ligase 1, cytoplasmic-like. The transcript is spliced from 12 exons. The coding region runs from base 1 to 1230 and encodes 409 amino acids. Gene Ontology annotation, molecular function: ATP binding; tyrosine-tRNA ligase activity. NCBI's taxonomy places the organism in Eukaryota, Viridiplantae, Streptophyta, Magnoliopsida, Poales, Poaceae. Gene Ontology annotation, biological process: tRNA aminoacylation for protein translation. The record is from RefSeq and is a predicted model, not a curated record.
AUGAAUGAAUCAGCUGAUGGCGCUGUGGACCUUUACAGGGACACCAUGAAGACGAGUUCUGAUGAUAGGUUUGCAGUUCUGAGGAGCAUCGGAGAGGAGUUCAUCUACGAGGAUGAGCUCCGCCUCCUGCUGAAAAGGAAGUCUGCUCCCAUUUGCUAUGUUUGGUUUGAGCCAUCUCCCAUGAUGGACAUAGAGCAGGGAAUUAUGAAGACAAUCUAUGUCAAUAAGAUGGUCAAAGCUGGUUUCACAGUAAAAAUAUUGAUGGCAGACUGGUUUCUGCAGCGACACUAUAAGAUUGGAACCGACCUAAAGAAAAUACGGACCAUUGGCUACUACAAUAUUGAGAUGUGGAAAGCAGCUGGUAUGGACCUUGAUAGAGUAGAGCUUGUAUGGUUAUCAGACGAAUUGAAUCACCAUUCGGUCGAUUACUGGCCACUUGCAGUGGAAGUUUCAAGAAAAUACACCAUGAAUAUAAUGGCAGGGUUUUGUUGGAACAAGGCACCAUAUGGGCCACAAAGACUGCCUGCUGCCGAGAUAUUUUACCCUUGCAUGCAGGUUGCUGCUAUAUUAUGCCAGAAGUUGCAGGCGGACAUAUGGCUCUUCGGCAUGGAUCAUCGAGACAUUACCAUGCUAGCCAGAGAUUACUGUGAAGCUAUAAAUAGGGAAACCAAACCAGCUAUUAUGCUGCACAAUAUGCUACCUAAUUUACUAGAAGACCCUGACUUUCAGGACUUGAGGGAUCCAGGACGGACUAUCUUCAUGCAUGAUGAGGAGGAUGAUUUAAAUAGAAAAAUAUGGCGAGCUUUCUGCCCUCCAAAAUUAGCAACCUGCAACCCUUGUUUGGACUACAUCAAAUAUGUUAUAUUCCCUUGGUUUGGAAAGUUGGAGGUAGUUCAGAAGGAAGGGAAUGCUGAUAACAAGACAUAUGCAAGCAUGGAACAAUGGUUUGGGAAGUUGGACAUAGUUCACAAUGGAGGGAAUGGUACUAGCAAGACAUAUACAAACAUGGAAGAACUUGUUGUUGAUUAUGAAAAUGGCAGUCUUGAUUCAGUUGAUGUUAGACGGGCUUUUGAGAAGGCAAUGAACAGGAUAUUGCAGCCUGUUUGUGACCACUUCUGUGGCAACAUCGAAGCCCAAGAUCUAUUUAUUGGCCGUAAGUUGCAGAACCAAAUAACUGAAGAUACCUUGAAGAUUAUAAUGCAGAACGAAGAAGUUGAAGCUCCUUGGUGAAGUCCUGGACACACCAGGAGGAAAUGCUGGACCGCCAAAGGAGGUAGAGAUAUAGGUUUCAUGGUUUAGAGAACUUGUUGAACCCGUUUAAAGUGUUCCCGGAUUAUGCACAUGUCCCUGCUAGGAGUUUGUAUCCAGGGUAGUGUAACCUGCUUAACGUUUGGCAUGAUGGUUCUACGUUUCCUAUCCACGGGAUGUAAAUGUAGGACUUGUGUAAAUAGCAGUAUAAUGUUACUACUAAAAAAUGCGGGGUGUAAAUGCGUUUCCUAAGGCAGUGCAGUUGUAGCA